AUGGAAGGCGAAUCCGCCGAACUUUUGGCAGCUAACCAAGAAAUCGCCCGCCUCAACGAACUCGUCGAAAACUUGAAGAUUCUCAAGCGAACCGCGGACGAAGAACUUGAAGAAACUAGACUAAACCACGAGCGGUGGGAACAAGAGCUCAUACGCCAGCAAAAUAUGCCACCCGGAGGUAGUGCCGACACCCAAGUAAUGUUUAAAUUACUACAAAACAUUGAAAUUUUGGCCUCCAACAUGGCCGCCAACAAGCAACCCGUCUACCAUUUUUCGGACAAGCAGUUUCCCAAAUUCAACAUUGACAAACCUACUGAGUGGGACAGGUUUGAAUCGGCGCUCACAAUUGCAUUUUCCGACGUCGACGGGCACGCUUUAGACGACAAACAAAAACGUCGCAUUCUGCUGCAAAACGCAGGGGAUGGACGCCUGUUUAACCUUGCAUCAGAUCUGCUCAAAUCUAAGAAGAAAGAUAUCAGCACUGCGAGUUUUGGAGAAAUAAUUACAGCCCUUCGUCAAUUCUUCAAACCCAAGAUCAGCCCCGCCGCAGCUUACGCCAAGUUCACCGGGCUGAAGCAGCUCUCCAACGAGCCUGCACUGCAGUUCGUGGCGCGCCUGCAGGCCGCGGCCGCCGACUGCAGUUUUGAAGACAAGACAAGCGACUUGCUGUUGUGGCAGUUUGUGGUCGGCAUUUCGAACCAAUCCGUCCAACACCACCUCCUCAACACAGAAGAGAAGCUGACUUUCGAGAGCGCCAUCGGUACAGUCACCACCUCCGAGACUACCUCCACACAUGUGCGUGCGCUGCAGGGCACCGAGUACGCCUCGGGUGCGGCUGGCGGCACGUCCGCGACGACGCUUGCCGCGGUGCACCACGCCGGCGCCGCCCAACAAGGCUACCAGCAGCGUGGGCACGGCGCACAUCAAGGCGCUGCCGCGUCGUCACCGAGCUACAACGGGAAGCCGCAGCAGCAGCAAUCACAGCAUCAAAACCAGCAGCAGCAGCAGCAACAAAAACAAAAAGGUUGCUCCGUGGGGGCACCCAGCCCCGUCUCUGUGAGAGCCACCCAAGAGGACCCGGGUGCAUUCCCGCCCCACACGGCCCAGCUGUUCCGUGUCGGUGAGGCGCACCUGCACACGCCACCUUCUCCGGUCUCCUUUCCACUGGAGAAGUUUGCGGGACAAUGCGACCCAUCCUCUCUACGCCCGUCGGACCCUGUCAUCGUGCACAUGGAACUCGACGGCCAGCCUGCGACCAUGGAAGUGGACAACGGCGCCACCUACACAACGAUGGCGUCCGGAACAUACGAUCUUCUGUGGCCGCAUCGCCCACCUUACGCGCCUGGACAGCGCCCAGACCUGCAGCCAGUAGAGAUACUGCUGCAGCCGUACCUUAGCUCGCCAGUCACUGCAGCCCUAGGUGCGCGCGCCGUCCGGGUCCGCUUCCGCAACAUCGAGGCCACGCUCCCGCUCGUCGUCGUCGAGGGCCCCAGCUCCCUCCGCACGCUCAUGGGGCGUAACUGGUUCCCUGCACUCGGGAUAUCAGUGGCCGGCCUCAACCACCUCAGCCCAUCCGUGCCGGCUGACAUUCAGCUACACCCGGCUCUCAACCAGGAUCCAAACACCCUGGGUUGCUACAAGGGACCGCCGGUGCAGCUCGAUUGGGACAAGACCGCCGCGCCCAAGUACCUGCCUGCACGCUCGGUGCCGUACGCCAUUGAAGACAACGUGGUGGACGUCAUCAACACUCUGCACAGGCAGGGCGCCAUCUCGCCCACACCGUACGCCCCCAUCGGCUACGCCACCCCGGUCGUCAUUGUGCACCGCCCCGACGGCCGCAUCAGGAUGUGCGGGGACUACAAGUCGACUGUCAACAAAGUCCUGCGCCCCGACCGCUAUCCACUCCCCACGGCCGACGCUGCCUUCGCGAAGAUCGCCAACGCCACCGUCUUCUCGAAGAUCGACCUCGACCAGGCAUUCACCCAGGUCCCCGUCGACGACGCGGCCGCCGACCUACUCACAAUCAACACGAUCCGAGGCCUCUACCGAGUACAUCGCCUACCUUUCGGCAUCUCCGCGGCCUCGGGCAUCUUCCAGAGGCUCAUGACCGACCUCCUAGCGGGACUCCAAGGCGUCGUAGUACUGCAGGACGACAUCCUCAUCUGCGGCCAGGACAUCCCCACACACGACGAGCGUCUCCGAAUCGUCUUGGACAAAGUGCACAACGCCGGCCUCCGCAUCCGCCCCAACAAGUGCCUCUUCCGGACCGACGCCGUCGUCUUCCUGGGCUUUCGAGUGGACAUCAAGGGCAUCCACCCCGUCAAGGACAAGGUGGACGCCAUCCGCCACUUUCCUUCGCCUCGGGACAAGCAACAACUGCAAAGCUUCCUCGGUCUAGUUAAUUUCUACGACCGAUACUUUCCUGACAAAGCCACCAGGUUCGAGCCGCUCUACAGACUGCUCAACAAGGACACACCCUGGAGCUGGACAGAAGAACAUGAAACAGCAGUCAAGUACGUCAAGGACAUCCUGCUCUCUGAUCAAGUUCUUGACUACUAUGACCCCAAGAAACCUAUAUGUAUGUCAGUCGAUGCGUCAGACUACGGCGUUUCUGCUGUCCUCGCCCACAUCUACCCGGACGGCCUGGAGCGCCCCGUCGCCUCCGCGUCGCGGACAUUGACACCAGCCGAACGUCGCUACGACACCUUCAAUAAGGAAGCGACCGCCCUACUGUUUGGAAUAACAAAGUUCCACAAGUACAUCUACGGCAAGUCUGGUCUCAUCAUCUACACGGACCACAAACCUUUGGUCGGGUUUUUCAAGCCGCACGCGCCCACGCCUGAGCACAUCUCUCCUCGGCUGCUGCGCUGGUCCGUGAUCAUGGGCUCUUACGAUUACCAGAUAGUCCACCGAGCCGGUAAAAAGAACGGAAAUGCUGAUGCAUUUUCUCGUCUUCCCCUACCACAUCAAGACGAUGACGUCAUCCCCGAGGCCGCCGGCAUUCACCUGCUCGAGUUGUCGUCGGGAUGCCCAGUCAACAACAAAGAAGUUUUGGACGCCACUGUCGGAGACCCCGUCCUCCUGGCCGUCCACGAGGCCGUCUACACUGGUCACUGGCCGACUCCACUCCCGGCCGUGCUGCAGCCGUACCACAACGUGAAGACCGAGCUCACCACCCUGGACACACUGGUGCUGCGCGGCGACCGCGUCGUCAUCCCCGAGGCGCUCCGCGAGCGCGUCCUCAACAGCCUCCACGCCGCACACCACGGCAUGACCAGGAUGAAGGACGUCGCCUACAGCUUCGUGUGGUGGCCUGGCCUGCACACCCAGAUCGUGGAGCUGGUCAAGACCUGCCCCAUCUGCCAAGAGCACCAGCGCAACCCCCACUGCACCUACAAGUCCUGGCCCACACCUACAGGGCACUGGGAGCGCGUCCACAUCGACUACUGCGUCUACCACGGGCAGAACUACCUCGUCCUGGUGGACGCGUGGAGUCGCUGGCCCGAGGUCAUCCCCGUCAGCACCCUCACCGCGGCGGAGCUGAUCCGGCACGUGCGCAACAUCUUCGCGGCCCACGGCGUGCCGCGCCUCCUGGUGUCGGACAACGGCAGUCAGCUCGUCUCGCAGGACUUCAACAACUUCCUGGCACACAACGGCUGCAAGCACCUGACGUCCGCGCCCUACUUCCCGCAGUCCAACGGCUUGGCCGAGCGAACCGUCGGAUCCUUCAAGUCCAUCCUCAAGAAGCUCGACGGCGAGGACUGCCACGCCAAGACCGCGCGCGCGCUCUUCGCGAUGCGCAUCACCCCCUGCAGCGCCACGGGCGAGCCACCGGCCGAGCGCGUCUUUCACCGCCGCCUGCGCACGCCCUGGGACGUCAUCAAGCCGACCGACAGGGAAGCCGCAGACGACCACGACGGCCCGCCAACAGCAGUCCUCGCCCCCGGCCAGCACGUCUCCUUCCGGGACCACCGCCCAGACCACGGCAAGUACUCCCACGGCGUCAUCGUCGAGAGCAUCGGAACCCAGAUGUACCGCCUCCGAGAUGAUGACAACGUGGAGCAUUGUAACGUUUGUAUUGCUAAUCUUCUUUUGCAGUAUAUUUUUGUAUGUGUACAUUAA
Frankliniella occidentalis (western flower thrips) is the source of this 4122-nucleotide messenger RNA. RefSeq lists its product as uncharacterized. NCBI's taxonomy places the organism in Eukaryota, Metazoa, Arthropoda, Insecta, Thysanoptera, Thripidae. The transcript is spliced from 3 exons. Gene Ontology annotation, biological process: DNA integration. Gene Ontology annotation, molecular function: nucleic acid binding. Bases 1 to 4122 code for a protein of 1373 amino acids. The record is from RefSeq and is a predicted model, not a curated record.